AUGGGAGAGCCGCGACACAGGUCUUCCGUCAAAGAGAUCAAAGACGCAUACGACCACAUCUUCAACUCGCGCGCGACGGUAUCGAAACUCAAAGAUGCCGCGCUGGGAUGCCGCCUGCUUCAACCGAGAGAUGGGAGUGCGGGUGUGGCGGGGCGAAGUCUCGCUUGGAAGGUCCUUGUUCUAGUCCCAACGGAGCCCCUGCAAGAUGGUGCGGACGUUGAGGCCGCGCCGCCUCUCAAGGCGUUGCGCGCCGCGCGGGAAGACUAUCGACGGCUACUCAUGACGAAGAUGCGCGCGCCGGAUGGGGGGUCGGGGGUGUCGCCUCCGCGGACGGAGCGGUCGGGGCAGAACUUGGAGACGAACAACCCGCUCAGUUUGCAUGAUGAGAAUCCGUGGCGGGAAUGGUUCGCGGCUAUGGAGCUGCGAAAGACGAUUUCCAGGAUGUUCCCUGACAUCGCGUACUUCCGGGACGCGGAAGUUCAAGCCGAGCUGACGAACGUCCUCUAUCUAUACUCCGAUAUGCACCCCCACAUUGGGUAUCGCCAAGGCAUGCACGAGCUCCUCGCACCAUUGUACUAUGCAAUCGACUACGACUGCCUUGCUGAAGACUCCGACGCUGAAGCCGAAGUCAAGGAGUUCUGCGCUCGUCCGUGGGUCGCCGCGGAUGCAUGGCUACUGUUUGACGUGUGGUACGAAUGGCAAGAGGGCAAGACGCAUGCCAUGCAAAGUGCUGGGAUCGAGCCUCAGAUCUACGGAAUCCGGUGGUUACGACUGCUGUUCACUCGAGAGUUUGGAAUGGAGGACGCGAUGGUGAUGUGGGACGGUCUGUUUGCUGUUGAUCCAUCAUUCGAUCUGGCAAUGUGGGUGUGUGUGGCGAUGCUGAUUCGCAUCCGGAACAAGCUCAUCCCCGCGGACUACAGCGGACAGUUGACGUUGCUCUUACGGUAUCCUUCAACCAUCGUUGCUGCGGGGGCGAUCCAGCGACUUUGGGGACCAUCACGCUACAAUACUCCUCAGCAGGCCCUCACACUCCAAAUGUCGCCAAGCCCAACGACUGGUGUUCCACCCCCCGUCUCACCUCCUGUCAUCGACGUCCGCGGCAAACACAGAGAAGUGGCUCCUUCACGGCUAUCAACGGCAUCAAUACGCCAUAAGCCCGCCCCCAGGCAAUCGAUGCAUGAGCGUCAAACGUCAACACCGAAGAAUCUGCCGGAGUCAUUUGCGCAGUCUGGGGAUAACAAGACUGUUAUGAACGCGGUUUCAGAGCUCAGGAAGAACCUGCCGGAUCUCGCGACGGCUCUGAACCGAGAAAUCGAGCAGGAGGCGGCACAGCUCCGCGCGACCCAUCAGAAGCUUGGCGACGCGGUUGGAUGGAUUGUGGACACCCUGCUCCUGGACGUAGGCGAAGCCAAGGAUGAGGCACACAAGCGAUCCAUGCAGAACCGCAAACGCGAGGCUCUGGAAAGCUUGGCCUACGUACGAGAUGUUCUCAAGGGCGUCGUGACCGACGUGGAAGACGACCGGCUGGUCGGCGAAGAAGAGGCGAACCGUAGGCGGGAAAAGGAGAAGAAGGCACGCGAGGCGGCCGAAGACCUCACAGCGAUUCCUAUCAACGCUCGCCCGCAAGGCAUUGCUGCGCCUCGCCGGUCGAACGACUACUUCAUGCCCCAGGCGUCGGGGUCGAGUCCCCCUACGAAGAAGGCGCCCUUGUCUGCUUUACCGCCAGGCUCAUCGCAUACCGUUGGCCGCACGACAACCCCGUCAUCUCUCCCGGCAUCAAUCGCGACGUCGCCGAAACCCAACUUGUCGAGCUUCCACGCGCCGUGGAGUUACACGAAGUCCAAUUUCGAGAGCUCGGACUCGCCAAUCGCAACCUUGCCCCGCGUCCCCCGCGCACUUCGACGACGCUGGUUCUUCCGCGCGCACCUCCGCUCCCGCCAUCGUUCCUCAAGCCCCACCGGCGGCAAACGCCGGACCCUCCCACGAACAGAAGCAGGCGCCGUACGACCCUCUCGGCGCGUUGCGGUAGUUGUAGACUACAUAGAUGCGACUGGUUUGUAUGAGUAG
Messenger RNA from Epithele typhae, 2067 nucleotides. Its product is annotated as RabGAP/TBC. The transcript is spliced from 16 exons. Gene Ontology annotation, molecular function: GTPase activator activity. Gene Ontology annotation, biological process: activation of GTPase activity. Lineage: Eukaryota; Fungi; Basidiomycota; Agaricomycetes; Polyporales; Epitheliaceae. Bases 1 to 2067 code for a protein of 688 amino acids. The record is from RefSeq and is a predicted model, not a curated record.